AUGGAACCACCCACUAAAAGACCGCGACUCUCAAUCGCCCCAGACACACCCAAGGAUCCCUACCUCUACCAUUCCCCAUCCCCAGACCCAACAACCGCUGAAGAAACUAAUGACGAGCUCGAGCACGAGCACGAGCACGAGCACGAGCACGACCACGGCCAAGUCGACAUCCAUGCCGCGCGCGCACAAAAUGACCAACGCCUGAAAACCAUCUUCGAGAGCAUCUUCGAGAAAUAUAGCAGGGAUUUUACAGAGAUCGGCGAUGAGAUUGAUCUACAGACUGGGGAGGUUAUUGUGGAUAAUGGGCAUUUGUUGGGGAUGGAGGGAGAGGAUGAUACUGGGGAUGCAGGUCUUGAGUUAGGCGCGGAGUGUGGACAUGAUGUUGAAGAUGGGCAGGAUAGCGACGAUGACGAAAGGUCAGGGACUGAGACUGGGACUGAGCAGGGAGGGGAUUAUAAUCGUGGGAUAUGGUCUUUUACGAGGUCGCAGACUGAGCUGAGGGAACGGAUGAAUGAUAAUGCAUGGGGAUGGCAAGGAGACGUCGACGACGCGGAUGGCGAUGAUAACGAGAAUGACUAUGAUGAUGAUCACGACGAUCGUUCAAGUGUUGAUUCGCUGCUUGAUACUGCUAUGAGUGUUGACGAUCCUACCGCCAAAGAACCAGUCGAUGAAGAAUCUCACCCUCUACAUCGCAUCCAUAACGCGAAUAACGACACACGCGAACCAAUCGAAUCGAUAUGGCGUGUUCCUGAAAUCGCCCCGAAGAUCUCGUUCUCGACUCCCCAACCGCCUCCCAGCAACAACAAACCUACCAUUAACUAUAAUUCUCCCCGUUCAAUAUCACCACCAGGGGUACGCUCACUGUGGGCUGUUCCACAGCCCGGAAGACCCAGGAAAGCCAACACCGACACCCCGAAGGAAAAGAAACCGAAAAAGGACAUGGAUGUGAAACCGAAAACGAAAACUAGUCCGAAGAAGACUACAACCCCCAGCACGAGCAAACCGAAACAGUUCUACAGUCCUGCGAAGAAGGGCGACUGGUCAUUUGCAAUCCAUAGCCAGGGAAGUGAUUCGGAAUCGGACGACCCGUUACAGGAGGAUUAUCAGCCAUCGCCUACACCGAAGAAUCCGUUGAACAUUAGAGGCAAGAAACGGGAUAAGUUAUCCGCACUGAAGGAUAGGGGUGGUCUGUCUUGGAGUGCUGUCCAGAACGAGUUUCCCAGGAGGUCGCAUGCGGGGAUCCAGUUUGGGUUACUGAGGCUCUGGGUGGGGGAGGAGAUCCCAAAUGAGACUGGGAAAGAUCAGGGUGGAGAGUCGGGACGGGAUCGGCUGGGUGAUCUGUUGGAAGGUUCGCAGUAG
Molecule: messenger RNA, 1359 nt
Organism: Aspergillus ruber CBS 135680
Lineage: Eukaryota; Fungi; Ascomycota; Eurotiomycetes; Eurotiales; Aspergillaceae
Product: Myb-like DNA-binding domain protein
Exons: 2
Coding region: 1-1359 (452 amino acids)
Cellular component (GO): nucleus
Molecular function (GO): protein heterodimerization activity; histone binding
Source: RefSeq, a predicted model, not a curated record